AUGGAGAUUUGUAGCUUCUCCGUCACACAGCGAAGGAAGUUUCUGUUGUAUAACGUGGUAACAAAAGAAGGGGAUGAAUCUUUCUUCACUCAUAUGAAUUCUCAAGAAGAAGUAGAGCAAUGGGAAGCUCUUGACCUCGGCGAUUCUGAGCUCCCUUCUUUCCUCCGUCCUUGCAAACCCAAAUCUCCAUCAAGGCCACAGCUCAAUCCAAAGUCGGGGUUUAAUACUCUUCGCCGCUGCUCCUCGCUGCUCCGAGAUCAUUUUCUUGAAGACAGUUAUUCCCGCUCUUUGAUCCCAGGACCUGCUGGAACUGUUCAAGUUGCAAUCCGCAGGAAGAUGAAUAAGGAUCCUAAAUCGUUUGAUGAGCAUGGAGAGCCGAUUCCGACUCAAGAGUUCAUAUGUAAAGCUGCUGAAGAGCCUGAUUGGGAUGACAAGGAUUUCUCUGACGACCCUUGGCUCUCUGCUGUUGAUUACAUACGACGUCAAGGUUUGUUGAGCAAGGGUGGAAAUGCUAUUGGGACACCAUUGAGCGAGAUUAAGAGCGUUUGUUGCAGUUGGGGUAAGGUUGAUCAGGUCGUGGCAAUUGUCAAAACUUGCACUCCAAAUGGUCUUGGUGAUAUCAUGGUGACUCUUAAGGAUCCCACUGGAACAAUCGAUGCCAGCGUGCACAGGAAAGUGAUAUCCGAGAGUGAGUUUGGAAGAGAUAUAAGAGUUGGCGCAGUGGUGAUUCUUAACAAGGUUGCAGUCUGCGCACCUUCACGGUCCUCACGCUAUCUUAACAUAACACUGAAGAACGUCUCCAAGGUAGUUAUCACAAAGGAUACUCCUGUUUUACCAAAGGAGAGCCAUACUGAAACGAGUUCCAAGAAUCCUGGUCCUAUGAAUGAAAACGAGGACGAUUUGCAAUUGCGACCCAAAGCGUUUCCUGUGGAGCAAGGAACCACUCAAGGAAUCAUGAACAGUCUCAGAAGAAAUGCCACAGAAGGAAGUGAAGCAAGCACUGAUGUAGAAAUGGAAGAAGCGAAUCCAACAGAUGAAAGCAACUCCUGGCCAAAAGGUUUGGCCAAGAACCAGUUUCAUGUUAGAAUGGAGAAGACCCUCUCGAGAAAACAUGAUUCAGCCAGCCAAACAGAGAUUGCAGCAAGCAGGACAACCUCAAAGACUCGAGAACAGCAACUGCAAGAAGAUAUGACUACCGGUAUUGAUACAGCCGAAGACAUUAGACCGGCGAAAAAGAUCAGUAGAAGUCGUGAACCUCAAAGUAAUGAGCUAGAGAGCGUGAUAGGGAACUCUGAUGAAGUUACAUCUGAACCUAAGGUCAACAAAUCUCAGCCCAUGGCGUCUUCCAGCUUGGUGCCACAGUGGACUGAUGAGCAACUUGAAGAACUCUUCGAUUUUGACUAG
Molecule: messenger RNA, 1404 nt
Organism: Eruca vesicaria subsp. sativa (arugula)
Lineage: Eukaryota; Viridiplantae; Streptophyta; Magnoliopsida; Brassicales; Brassicaceae
Source: the annotation of a GenBank genome assembly